Capsaspora owczarzaki ATCC 30864 is the source of this 3509-nucleotide messenger RNA. RefSeq lists its product as hypothetical. Lineage: Eukaryota; Filasterea; Ministeriida; Capsasporidae. The transcript has 2 exons. The coding region runs from base 5 to 3256 and encodes 1083 amino acids. The record is from RefSeq and is a predicted model, not a curated record.
CAAAAUGGCGGAAAUUUCACUCGAGUCAAGUGACGCUGCGUUGCUCGACUCGACCACUGCAACGGAUGCCGAUGCUGACGCUGCUGCAGUGCCAGUGCUGAACAACAACAACGACGGUGAUGAUGAUGAUGAUGCAGUUGAGUCAGCGACCGAAGUCAGCGAGAGUGUGAGCAGCGACGUGGAGACGCGGGAAGCAGAGCCGACGAUUCAGAGUGACGGCGACGACGUGGUGGAGACGCAGGAAGCUAAACCAGCCUCAGCAGCAGCAGCUGAUGAAGCAUCAGAUGAGCCGCAGUCUGAGAACAACGAUCGCCCCGACGACGUCGACACGGACACGGACGAGGCAGAUGCAGACUGGAUUACCGUCAAACCGCCGCCAGCCGAGGAAGUUGCGUCCCAGUCCGACAAGCCAUCCGACGAUGAUGAGCAUGACGAAAAAGAUCAAGAAGAUCAGGAAGAACAAGAUCAAGCAGGCCGUCCAGGAGAAGCCCAGGCUGCAGUCACCGUCCCAGAACCAACCGCCACUGUGGCUCCAGCUGCUCAGGCAGGACCAGCAAAACUCGUGGAAGUCGCUCGGCCGACCAUCUCCGAGUUCAAGUACAGGCAGGUCGACCUCGACGCUGCAGUCUCGACGGCGGUGCUGGCUGCAGUUGCCACUGCCCAGGCUGCAGGUGCGCUUGCUCAGGAUGAAAUUGCGCGACUCUCGGCCAAGGUCUCAGAGCUGACCAAGGAGAAUGCUCGGCUCGCUUUUGCAGCCACGCACGAGAAGAACGAGCGCACUGCGCACGCAAACACGAUUGCUGUGCUUCAAGAGCAGACAAACGCGCUCAGCCGCACGCUCACCGAGCACCGGGAUGCAGGUGCUCAGAUGGAGCUGAAACUCUCAUCGCUGGAAGUGGACCUGCACCAUUCCGAGCGGAUGGUGGAGUCGCUGCAAACGCGCGUGUCCGAAUUGGAAGGCGAGCUCCAGGACGCCCGUCAGUCGGAAAUGCUCAUGGCCGACCGUGCAGCCAACACGAGCAGUGUUCCAUUCCUCUCGUUCUCUUCGACGUCCAUGUUGCCCGCUGGCUCCACCACCAAGGCCCAAACUACUGGUAUGGCGUCCUCGACGUCCUAUGGAUCGUCCGUGUACUCGUCCACGUCGCUGCUCUUGGACUCGACAGCCACCUCGUACUCGGAUCUCCUUGCCUCUCUGCGACCGGAAUCCAGCUCGGGAGCUUCGCCGUACGACACCAUGAUGUCGGAAGUGGACUAUCGCGCUGAUCUCCGCCUCCUUGAGGAACGCGCCAGCAUGGCCGAAGAACGCCUGGCCCAUGCCACCGAGCAAGUCCGCCUCUUGGAGACGCGCAACAAAGAGCUCACGAAUCGCGUGCUCGCGGCUGGAUCGGAGCAACAGCAGACCAUCAAGGCCGAAACCCAUUACACCAUGCUUCGCCUGGCCGAGGAGCGCGCCCUGGCAGCAGACUCCCGUGCUUUCGCCAUGGAAAAGCAGUGUGCAGAGGCUCGCCGCGAGGUGGACGCCCUUCACGAUGCUCGCGCGGCCGAGCGCAACGAAUUUUCGAACGAGCUCGACCGAGCUCGCGUGGAAAUUGCCCGUCUGUUGCACACCAUCACUGUCAGUCAAGCAAAGGAAGCCAAGGCGGUCUCGGCGGUCGCCACGGCCACGUUGCAAGUGCAGACGGCCUCUGCCGAGGCAGCAGCGGCCAAGGACGCCGCACAGCGUGCCAAGCAAGACGAAUCCGAGAUGGCUGCAAAGAUUGCCCGCGAGCGCGAGCUUUUGGAGAUUGCGCACGCCCAACUCGAGCAGCAGCGCCAUCAUGUGGAGGCUGCCAAAUUGGCCGCGGCUGCGCCUCCGCCCCGUCCCACUCCCAAGCCCAAGCCGGUCUUGGCCACCAAGCCGCAGAAAGCCGCCGAGGACACUGAAGCCAAAGUUGUUGCCGCCGUCCGCGCUGCCACGUCGGAAUUGAACCAACUCACCGCCGUCACCUCCCAGCAGCGACCAACCCCACCUGCCACAAAGCCGACCACCACCAAGCCAAUCACAAAAUCCAAGCCGUGGCCGCCGCCCGUGGCUACAACAUCCGAUGGCCCUGACCAGCAAGUGGAUUCUAUCGCUCAGCCUGAUGAAGCUCAUGCAAAGACUGUCGCGGACGCUCGCGAGCCAUUACCCUCAGAGCCUGCGCAUGCACAGGAGGAGAAGAAGGCAGAUUUGGUGGUGCCUAUUUCCCCAGCUGCGACGCAAGAACAUGCGUUGGCUGCUGCCCCCGCUUUGACUGUCGAACCGACUGGAGCAGUAUCCGAGCCGAGCGUACCCGUGCAAGCGGCUGCUCCGGGUUCCAACGAGCCUGAAACGAUCAGCUCGCCAAAGCUCGUUGCUGAUUCGACUCUCGACGUAGCAGGCGCCACCGAGUCUGAGUCUUCGGAUGGUCCUUCCGAUCCAGUCGCAGCCGAUGCCGUUGCAGCCGGUACCGUUGAGGCUGCACCAGUUGCUGCUGAUCCAGUUGCUGCUGUUUCCGUUGCGGCUGAUUCCGAGCCGCAAGUGCACGAGUCCGCUGCUACAAAGCUCAAUGAACCCAUCUUGAACGAUGUCGAGCAAGCAAAUGUUCGCUUGCCAGAACUGGACAUCCCUCUCCCUUCCUCUAGUGACGCAAGUGCAACUUUAUUGGACGAUUCAGUGGCUCCUCCUCCGCCAGAGCCAACCGCGCCAAGCAGCCAGCUUGCAUCCAAAGAAUCCGCCACGAAGGCCGACGAUGACUGGUCCAGCGACGACGACGAACCCUCUGGAACACCCGCCGCAAUUCCAACAAGCAGCCCAGCCGUGCCAACCGCAAGCGCCACGAAAUCGCCCGUCAAGCCGCCUGCCCCGAAGCCCAAGCCAAAGCCAGCGGCCUCCAAAAUCCCUGCACCUGCGCCUGUUGCGGCCGUCGCUCCUGCACCUGUGCCAACUGCUCCGAAGACGUUUGCUGGAGGUUUCCUCUUUGACACUGGCGCUGUGGAUGAAGACGACGCCAUUCUGUUUGCGCCGCGCGCCACGUCCGAGCCAGCACCCAGAGCUCGCACAGCGUCUGUCGCCAGCUCCACACUUCCCACUGCCUCAAUGGGCGACUUUGGAACUUCGGAUGCGAGUUUGGAGACGGAGCUGUCGGAAAAGGAUCGUCCGUUUGUGGACAUGAUGAAGACGCGUGCGCGGCCACCCAGUACCCGUCGCCUGCCCUCUCGCCCGCAGUCGACCAUUCUCAAUCCGACCUUUGACUAAGGGAGGGAGGGGGGUUGAAGCGAGGUGGAAGGUCGCGGCAUACUUUGGAUUUGCACCGAAUUCGUGCAUGUUGAUGUUUGUUGUGGUUGUUGUGGUUGUUGUCAGUGCUGACGAUCCGCUUUGUUUCUUUUCCUUCUUACGUGCAUGGGGGCUUUUUUGCAGCAACAGGUUGCUCUCCGUUUUGUCAAUGCAUCUCUUCUCGUACUCUUUUUGUCAAUUGCAUUUCAAUGUUCACUGAAAGUGUUUUAUUGCG